Tuber melanosporum (Perigord truffle) is the source of this 3774-nucleotide messenger RNA. RefSeq lists its product as uncharacterized. NCBI's taxonomy places the organism in Eukaryota, Fungi, Ascomycota, Pezizomycetes, Pezizales, Tuberaceae. Gene Ontology annotation, cellular component: membrane. Bases 638 to 3583 code for a protein of 981 amino acids. The record is from RefSeq and is a predicted model, not a curated record. The transcript is spliced from 10 exons. Gene Ontology annotation, molecular function: ATP hydrolysis activity; ATP binding; P-type divalent copper transporter activity. Gene Ontology annotation, biological process: copper ion homeostasis.
GUGUUACAAUACUGCACUGUGCUCGAGUGUUGUCUUAUCCUACCCCCUCGACCCAUAUUUUACGGAUCCAGUAAUCAACUUCUCGGGUCUUCAGCCAGAGUGAAAGUGAACAUCCUUUUCUCCUUUUCUCCCUCUCUCCCCUUUCUCUAGUUUUGCUGCGGGCCCGGCACUUCUUUUUCUCACUCCCAAAUCAUUUUCUAUUCUAACUUGGCCCUCCUGGCUCCAACGCCUCCGGGGGUUCCACUUGCAUCAUAUCCAACAUCUUUUUUCUCCGUUAGAAUCCCUCCCCGCCACCUCAUACACCCCCCCAUCCCCCCAUUCCUCUCUCGCUCCCCUAGCCUACACCUGACACUCCUCUCUCGAAAGAUCGCCCUUCUCGCCUAUCUUACAUCUCGACUACCUUAAAUUCCUGUUCGGCAAACUUGGACGAUAUAUGGGCUUGGGUGUUUGUUGUUGAAAGGGAUCUUAUCCCGCUCCCCUUUUUCCAAUUCUUUUCACAUCUAUCCUUUAGUUCCCGCUAUUAGAUUUCAGCCCACCUUUUUUUUAUUUUUAAAUUGUUUCUUCUUUUAUGGCCAAAAAUCAUACCUCCGUUCGUGACAGCAUGUCAGCCUCAAAACCGGAGGAGGAAGUCCCAUUAAUGGACUUGGGGGACUAUAGGGGGGAGAAGAAACUCGCACAGACUACCAUCGCUGUCGAUGGAAUGACAUGUGGCGCUUGCACGUCUGCUAUUGAAGGUGGCUUCACAAAUGUCGACGGGUUAGAGUCCUUCACCAUAAGCCUGAUCACUGAGCGAGCCGUUGCGAUCCACGAUGUCGCGAGACUCUCAGCAGAGCAGAUUGUUGGAAUAAUUGGGGACCGCGGUUUCGAUGCAACGAUUGUUUCCUCCGACAUCAAAGGCCGGUCACCGGGGGGUAGGCGGAUGGGGGCGUCGGCCUCGGGAUGGGUCGCCACUACGAUUGCGGUGGAGGGCAUGACUUGUGCAUCGUGCUCAAGCUCUAUCGAGGGCGCUUUCAGGAACGUGGAUGGUGUGCAGAGCGUCGCGGUGGAUUUGGGUACGGACCGUGCUGUUGCUACUCACGACCCGGCAAAGAUAUCGGCGGAGAAGGUAGCGGAAAUCAUCGAGGAUCGUGGGUUCGAUGCGAAGAUUGUACGUACUGAACCUGUUGGAGGAUAUGGACGACGGAGCAUGAGCGAUUCGACACCGCAUUUAGCUACGACGACGAUUGCUGUAGAGGGUAUGACUUGUGGCGCUUGUACUGCGGCUAUUGAGGGAGGUUUCGAGGAUGUUGCUGGGAUUGGAAGCUUUACGGUCAGCUUAAUAACGGAGAGGGCAGUGGCGGUUCACGAUCCGAAUGUUAUUUCGGCUGAAAAGAUUGCAGAAAUAAUCGACGACCGAGGAUUCGAUGCAAAAAUCAUAUCAACAGACCUUCUGGGCAACGAUGAUCAGGGUGCAAAAGAAGAUACCAUAAUAUUCAAGGUUUUCGGCGUGAACUCAGAGGAGGAUGCCAUAAGGCUAGAGAACUCUUUUCGCACCUGUGAAGGGGUUAUCGAUGCAGUUGUGACAUUACCUGAUGCAAGGGCUGUAAUCGAAUACUAUCCGUCGAAAACUGGAGUGCGCAACCUUGUCGAUAUAGCCGAGUCAUUAAACAUGAACGUCCUCCUAGCGGAUAUGGAAGACAAUAGCGCUCAGCUAGAAUCCCUGGCGAAAACGAAGGAAAUCAAACAAUGGCAGCACGCGUUCUGGUUUUCGCUGUAUUUUGCCGUUCCCGUGUUUUAUAGGAGUGCCUUCAAGAGCCUUAAGCACGGGAGUGCUACCAUGGACGUUUUGGUGGUUCUCGGAACUUCGGCGGCUUUCUUCUUUUCAAUCGUGGCUAUGCUCAUGUCUGUUAUGUGUUCUCCCCACACCAAGCCUGGCACUGUGUUCGACACUUCUACCAUGUUGAUCACGUUUAUUUCCCUAGGAAGGUACCUUGAGAACAGAGCAAAGGGCCAGACUUCAAGAGCCUUAUCAAGGCUGAUGUCUCUCGCUCCUUCGAUGGCAACAAUAUAUGUCGACCCGGAGAGGGCAGGAUUGAGCAUGGAAAACGACGAUAAUGCGGGCGAGGAGAGGACUAUUCCAACAGAACUUAUCCAGGUCAACGACAUUGUGAUUGUCCGUCCAGGGGAUAGAAUACCUGCUGAUGGAACUGUCGUCGCGGGAGAAAGCUACGUUGAUGAGAGCAUGGUCACUGGAGAACCCAUGCCAAUCCUCAAAUGCAAGGGAGCACUAUUGAUUGGUGGAACAGUCAAUAGCGCAGGUCGUCUUGACUUCCGAGUCACUAGAGCCGGGAGGGACACUCAACUGAGCCAGAUCGUCAAGCUCGUCCAAGAAGCCCAAACUUCCCGAGCGCCUAUUCAACGAAUGGCUGAUGUCCUCGCUGGGUACUUUGUCCCUAGCAUCAUCGCGUUAGGAUUAAUCACCUUCAUUGGAUGGAUGAUCCUUAGCAAUCUCUGUAUCAGCGUCAUCGUCUUCGCCUGCCCAUGUGCCCUCGGCCUGUCCACGCCUACCGCAGUGAUGGUAGGUACGGGCGUCGGAGCAGAGCAAGGUAUCCUUGUCAAAGGUGGUGCAGCGCUAGAGACUGCGACGAAAAUCACGCAAGUCGUCCUGGAUAAAACCGGAACGAUAACAAUUGGACGAAUGACCGUUACCGUGAGCAAGCAGGCCAUUACCGCCGCUGCUAGGGAACACUUGGAUCUAGGUCCAGCCACUGAGCCAAGAGCUUACAAAGUCCUUAUUGGAAACACUAGAUUCCUUAAUGAAAGCGGCAUCGAGGUCCCCGAAGACGCGGUUAGCGAAGCGGAAGGCGUAAGACUGGCAGCACUUAGUGACGAACUGAAGCCAGACGCUAGAUAUGCUGUCGAGGCAUUAUACAGACUGGGUGUCAAAAUAGCAAUGGUAACUGGCGACCAAGAAGCCCCCGCCCAACAAGUCGCCAAACAAGUCGGCAUACCCCUUUCAAUGGUCUAUUCCUCCGUUUCUCCAGACAAAAAGCGGGAGAUAAUAAAGUCCCUCCAAGCCUCCGGCGAAAUCGUAGCUAUGGUCGGCGAUGGCAUAAACGAUUCCCCAGCGCUCGCGACUGCGGAUGUCGGAAUCGCGAUGUCCUCGGGCACGGACGUGGCUAUGGAAGCCGCCGACAUCGUCCUCAUGCGGCCCCAAUCUCUGCUGGACAUUCCCGCAGCCCUGCACCUUUCCAAGACCAUCUUUAGCAGGAUAAAGCUGAACCUGCUCUGGGCGUGCUUCUAUAACAUCCUGGGUUUACCGUUUGCCAUGGGGUUUUUCUUGCCGCUGGGAUUGCACUUGCACCCCAUGGCGGCGGGCGCUGCCAUGGCGGCUAGUAGUGUUUCUGUCGUGUGUUCCAGUCUGCUUCUGAAGUUCUGGAGAAGGCCGGUUUGGAUGACGGUUGAUGGGAUGAAGGCCGAGGAACUGAGUGAUCUGGACGCGCCCAGGGGCCCCAGCACGGGCUGGCAGAGUAGGUGGGGAAGGUGGAGAGCCGGAAGAAGAGCUAGAGAUGGGUAUGCCCCCGUUGGCACGGAAGAGGUGUAGAUUUUGGUUGGUGGGUGAGCCGAAGAGUAUAUAUAUGAUAUUAUUUCCUAAAUUAGCGCUUAACUGCGCGCGCUUUGUGUUGCCCUUGUUUUUCCGGUGCUUUUUUUACUUCUGUUGGCUGGGGGCUUUUUUUUAUAUAAUGGGAUGGGGUAUUUUGGUACAGCAAAUUAAGUCGGAUGAUAUAGCAAUUA